This is a messenger RNA of Trachymyrmex septentrionalis, 3622 nucleotides long. RefSeq names its product myb-like protein A. The transcript has 10 exons. Gene Ontology annotation, molecular function: serine-type endopeptidase activity; protein binding. The coding region runs from base 62 to 2578 and encodes 838 amino acids. The record is from RefSeq and is a predicted model, not a curated record. NCBI's taxonomy places the organism in Eukaryota, Metazoa, Arthropoda, Insecta, Hymenoptera, Formicidae. Gene Ontology annotation, biological process: proteolysis.
UUGACUGGGCCUGACAGGCCUGACGUGGUCAGUUCCUCGUCGACUAUGAGCGACGAAAGCCAUGCCAGUUACGAACGCAUGCGUUGUGUUCUCGGUGGCUCUGUCGUUUCUUGCCUUACUGCCGUCGCUGUCUCCACAGGCUCGUGCGCAGAUUUUGGACUAUGGCUUUUCUGAUCGAUACGAAACAACAGCCGCGAAUGGCCGGUCAGGUCGUUCCAAGUGGAGCGGCAACACUGAUCUUUCCGGACCACCGGGUCAUAAUAAAUGGGGGGGUGGUGGUAAAGGGCCACCAGGUGGUCGCGGUCCUCCCGGAUUAGGGGGCGGCGGUCCUCCAGGAUUGAUUGGUAAACGUCCUCCGGGCUGGAACAAAGUGGACACCGAAAAUUCGACCGAAGGUGAAAACUAUCCACGUCCAAAUAGCAAUGAAAACUAUCCACGUCCAAAUAAUGAUGAAAAUUAUUCACGUCCAGAUAGUGGUGAAAACUAUCCACGUCCAAAUAACAAUAAUAAUCAUCCACGUCCAAAUAACAAUAAAAAUCAUUCACGCCCAAAUAAUGGUGAAAACUAUCCACGUCCAAAUAACGAUGAAAAUUAUUCACGCCCAAGUAACAAUGAAAACUAUCCACGUCCAAAUAACGAUGAAAAUUAUUCACGUCCGAAUAACAACGCAAACUAUCCACAGUCGAAUAACGAUGAAAACUAUUCACGUCCCAAUAACAAUGUAAAUCAUCCACGUCCAAAUAACAAUGAAAAUUAUCCACGUCCGAAUAAUGAUAACAAUUAUCCACGCCCAAAUAAUGAUGAAAAUUAUUCACGUCCAAGUAACAAUGAAAACUAUCCACAGUCAAAUAACGAUGAAAACUAUUCACGUCCCAAUAACAAUGUAAAUCAUCCACGUCCAAAUAACAAUGAAAAUUAUCCACGUCCGAAUAAUGAUAACAAUUAUCCACGUCCAAAUAAUGAUGAAAACUCUUCACGUCCAAAUAACAAUGAAAAUUAUCCACGUCCAAAUAAUGAUGACAACUAUCCACGUCCAAAUAACGAUGAAAAUUAUUCACGUCCAAAUAAUAAUGCAAACCAUCCACGUCCAAAUAACAACGAAAAUUAUCCAAGUUCAAAUAAUAGUGGAUCCAUUCAAAGACCUUAUCCUGAUUACAAUAGAGAGGGUCCCCAUGGUCCAGGCGAUCGCAUAUCCGAUCGAAAUGAAUAUCCACAAAAUCGACAGUGCAGAGACGACGAAUUUCGUUGCGGAAGUAACGAGUGCCUACCGCGAAGGGUUAGGUGUGAUAAUAAAAAUGAUUGUCGUGAUUCCAGCGACGAAGAAUCUUGUAUGGCGAACAGAAAUAAUGACGACAGCUGUGUUCUACCUGGACAACCAGAAGGUGGGCAUUACGAAUUGGGUGGUUGUGACGAACGUUGCGAUAAACGUCCUGGUGAUACAGUUCCUAAAAACAGUUUCCUCAAUUAUACCUGUAAAAGCAAUUACAUGUUGAAAGGAAACACCAUUUCCGUUUGUGUCGACAACCGGUGGUAUCAGCCGCCUUCAUGCCAUAAAAUCUGUUCACCGUUGAACAGUACCAGCGUAGACAUUUCCUGCAGCUACCACGGGAAAACGGUGUCCUGUAGCGAGCGUAUACUGCCUGGUACGCAGGCUACACUCGCCUGUAAAUCAUCUUAUAAAUUACCUUUAACGAACGAUCCAGCUUACAGAGAGAUCACGUGUCUCGACGAUGGUUUAUGGGAUCGUCGCCUUUUCCGCUGUCUACCAGAAUGCGGAACGUCCAUCGCGCAUGGCAACACGUUAAUCGUAAAUGGAUUCGCAGCCAGAGCAGGGAUAUUUCCAUGGCACGUGGGUAUUUACGCCAAGGAGAAUACGGGCAGGUACCAGCAGAUAUGUGGCGGCACUUUAAUUAACAACAAUCUCGUCGUAUCAGCUGCCCAUUGUUUCUACGAUGAGGUUUACAACAGACUGUACAACGAAUCGAAAUAUGCUGUGGCCGCCGGCAAACAUUAUCGUGAUUGGAACGCCAGCGAAAAAUACGCGCAGAAAUCGUUGGUGGAGAGCAUCCAAGCGGGCGGCAGGUACCAGGGAGCGAGAGGUAAUUUCGCCAACGACAUAGCUUUAUUAAAGUUGAAGACGCCCUUCGAGCUGACUACCUUAGUGAGGCCCGUCUGCGUGGAUUGGGACAACACGCACGAGAGAGAGCAGCUGCAAGUGGGACACGGUGGCAAGGUGGUCGGCUGGGGCAAAGACAUCAAAGGUGAAUCCACCAAGAGCUUACAGGAAAUUGACAUGCCGUUCGUGCCGUACGAUCAGUGUUUGUCCGCGGUUCCUCAUGAUUUUCAAGGAUACCUCACGUCCGACAAAUUCUGCGCCGGCCAUUUAAACGGCUCGAGUGUCUGCGACGGAGACAGUGGCGGCGGCUUGUGCUUCGAGAAGGAUGGCAUUUGGUAUCUUCGCGGUAUCGUGAGUGUAAGCCCAGAGAACAAAGGCACUUGCGAUUACAACUCGUACGUUGGAUUUACCUCCGUCAGUCAUUUCCGUGACUGGAUCCGCGAGGCCUACGUGAACGAGUAAAUGUUUCGUUUGGGAUAUGUGAAUUGUGCCAACCCGUGAAAUAUAUCGCCAUAUCAUCGAGCCUGCAACGGCUAGACAGUUCGAUGUGACGUCAAAACGAGAUAACUGCAACAAAGCAUUAUUGACGAUUAUAAAUCUUCUUCACAAUUUUUUUAGCAUCGAGUGGCAAAAACGUGAAAAUGGAAGAAUAGAGAUUUAAAGAUUUGCGCGAUAUAAAACGCGCGUGAAAACGCAAUAUUAUCUCUGAGAGACGUUGUCGAAUAUGAUUUAAAAAAAGUUUCGAAAAUCUGUAUGCUGUGUACGAUACUCUUUUAUCAUAAUAAAACUCUUUAAUUAUGCUACACAGUUGUGACGUUACGUUUAGGAAUCAACAAGGAAGUCAUUAUGCCUGAUCGUUUCUGCGUCGCUGCAUAAUUACCCCCACUUGAAUUUUCCACGGUCAUGUAGAUAAGUAUCUUCGUGCGCAAAGUGACGCAAUAUGAAAUCGACUGUGUUUUCAUAUGAGUAAUAAUCUUGUUGCUAAUAAUCGACGUUUACUGCGCUAUCAUGUAUGCGUAUGUAUAUUUCCACAUGCUGUUGGACAUUUUUUAAAUAUUAGUAUACGAACGCGCAGAGAUCGAGCCGUAUCGAAAUGCACUUUGAAUGACGAGCGCCGUGACGGACGUCCUGCAGGACGGCUUUAUCUGACAGAAAUCUAAAUUAGUAACGAACGCGUCGUUUUAUUUACAGCGGCGUCGCGUCAUCCGUAACGCAAAGCACGGUGUCGUCGAGGAUUUCUUUUAUUUUUUUUGUUAUUCCGAUGCGUCGUGUUCCCCCGCAGGAAUUUCCCAGCGAUAUCGAGAUUAUCUUCGACGUGGGUAUCGGUACCCACAUGGACUUUGUUUUGCGAGCUUACUGUCUCCUCGAUAAAUUGAGUUCCGGAGCUUGAUGACGCAUCGGUCGUAGUCGGAGCUAUUUUAGCUUCGUAUUUCUCGCAAAUUCAACGCGAUCACGUUCCUACGGUGAUUAUGCUCAGCGAAACGCACAGUAGAUAAUUAAUAUCGC